Messenger RNA from Scheffersomyces stipitis CBS 6054, 2097 nucleotides. RefSeq lists its product as uncharacterized. Gene Ontology annotation, molecular function: phosphatidylinositol binding. NCBI's taxonomy places the organism in Eukaryota, Fungi, Ascomycota, Pichiomycetes, Serinales, Debaryomycetaceae. The record is from RefSeq and is a predicted model, not a curated record. The transcript has a single exon. The coding region runs from base 1 to 2097 and encodes 698 amino acids.
AUGUCACACUCUGACACUUCUCCCUCUGGGGACAAUAAUCAAUCAAAUAAUGGAACAGACAUCGACACUAAUGAAGCAAAGCAAGAGGAGACAAGCCCGCAAUUACCACAGGAAGAUGCAAAGAUAGCAGACAUUGGCUCCAGUAUACCAUUUGCGAGCGAUGAAGACAACAAUCCGUUCAAUCACCAGGCUGAGCCCAGUUUGGAUUUGGAUGACGAAGAUUCACUUCUUCUAUACAACUCUAACGAUAAAAACAAUGACAAUAACGAUAAAAAACUCGAUAAAAAUAAUAGUAAUAAUAUCAGCAAUGGCAAUGGUAAAGAGAACAAUGGUAAUAUCACUACUGGAAAAGAUAACAACAAUGGUAAUGCUAAUGAUACUAUGGGUGGUACUUUAUCUAACUUGGGAUCUCUCGCAGGGUUCAACACGGUUCACAUAGAUGUAGAGUCACGGGUUUCAAAACUACUCAGACCCACUCGUAGAGUUAAGGUUCAGAUCACCGAGGCUGGGAACUCCAACGAAGGAAGUGCCAAUUCGCUGAAGAAAUACGUGGUCUAUACCAUCAAGUUGAUAAACGUUGACGACGUAAGUGACGAGAUUCUAACUCGUAGAAGGUAUAGCGACUUCGAGUCGUUACGAGAUGUUCUCACAAAGAUCUUUCCAUUGGUGAUCAUACCUCCAAUUCCACCGAAGAACUAUAUCAACUUGACGAUUCUCAACGGUUUGGUAGGUGGACAGUCUCAGAACGGGAACUCACCUCAUUCUUCCGCUUCUUCUGGAGACCAUUCCACUACGGGCAAAGCUUACUCGUAUAUCAACUCAACUCACUUGAGUAAGAAUAAACUCAUAGAGCAUCGUAAACGUCUUCUUGGUAACUUUCUUAACAAUUGCUUGUCUAUUCCCCAGAUAAGGAAUUUGGAUUUCUUUGCCAAGUUCUUGGAUCCGAACGCCAAUUGGGUAGAUGAAGUCUCAUUGAUUACGAGCCAAUUACCGAAAUCAAUAUAUAAUCUGAAUCCUGAGAACGGACUUAAAUCAGAACCGAUCUAUGCAAGUUUGCCCAAUCCCAGCAAUAGCCACGGUAUGUCUUUUUUCAAAGAUAAUAAGAAGAAAAUCGCAAGCAAGACUAAUAAACUACUUGCAAAUGGCGGAAUAACGUCAGACUCAUCAAAUCAGACUGAACAGAGCGUAACUUCUACCACUUCGGAAGACAGAACAGGUAAUUCUACGUAUAUAAUCAACACGUCUACUUUGGAUGACAUCAACAAGAAGAUCAUGGAAAAUUACUUGGGUUUAUCCAACGACUACACGGAGUUAGGAACAAUAUUCAAUACUUUCUCAUUGGCUUUUUCUGAAGCUCCUCGUCAGAAUGGAAAGAAAGUAAGCGCUGAAGAAGAGACAAAGAUCAAUGCCAUAUUCGAUAAGAUUGGCCAGAUCUUUGAUAGAUCUUAUAUAACAAUCAAUGCUCUUUUGAGCGACUUGGAAACUAAAUUCUCUGAGCCUCUAGGUGAGGCCGUACAAUAUUCCACCAUUUUGCAGUUCAUUUCUAAGUAUCAAAGUAGAAAGCUGAAGCAACAGGAUAUGGUGGACUCCGAGAUACGCGAGAAAAGAAAGGAGCUACAGGAACUACUUCGUUCUGGUGAAGAAGCAAACCGCAUCGAUGCUGCUGUCAACUCUCCUACUGGCUCUAAGAACAAGAACUAUGACCUAGAGCCGGCUACUGAAAGACAAAGUGCAUCUCAACCACCAGUAGCCUCAUAUACAUCCAGCAAGUUCAAGUUGUUUCCAAGUAUGAACUCACUCAAAAAGAUUACCCAGUAUGUGAGUGAGAUUAUUGACCAGAACCCCGAAGAAACUAGAAAGCAGCGGGUGCUAUACCUCCAGAAAAAGAUCAAGACGUUUGAAAAGUGUCAGCAGAUAAUGUCUGAAGACGUUUCGUUCAUCACGGACGAGGUCAACAAGAACUUUCACGCAUUCCACACCAAGCAGCUCAAGAUGAUCUUUGACAUCUUGCUCUGCUACAACAGGUUUCUUAUUGGUUGGGCUAAGAAGAACAUUGAUGUCUGGGAAGAGAUCCGCGAGGAGAUCCAAAAUCUAUAG